GCACCACCGCGCCAGAUAAAUAGGCGCCUUUAACCAGCUGAGCCGCACCAAAUGAGUGGAGACAUGGCGCGCGUCUUCUGUUGGGGAGACAGCUCCAGCGGACAGUUCCGUCCUCGGGACGCCCUGAGUCCGGCUUCGUGGACCGUGCCCGGGGACAUUACCGAGAUCUGCUGCGGGGACCAGUGCACUUUAUUCCUCACCGGGGAUGGAGGCGUUUUAUCCUGUGGAGACAACUCGCGGGGACAACUUGGACGAAAGAAACUUAAUAAGGACGAAAAGACGCCAGGUCGCGUGGAGGGUCUGGGCAAAGUGGUCUCCAUAGCUUGCGGUCGGGACCACUGUCUGGCCGUGUGUGCAUCUGGACAGCUGUUCUCCUGGGGGGCCGGAGACGACGGAAAGCGAAGCCUUUCACCAAAUCUGCUCUGCAGCCGACCGAGUCGGGUGCCGAUGCCUCUGCCCAUUGCCGUGAUUCAAGUUGCUUGUGGGAGCUCCCACUCCGUGGCGCUGACCAAAGGAGCCGAUGUCUUCUCGUGGGGUUUGAACAGUCACGGCCAGCUGGGUCUGGGGAAAGAGGUUCCGGGGCAGGACGCACCGCUCCUGGUCUGCGCUCUGAGCGGCGUGGCGGUCACCCAGAUUUCGGCCGGAGCGUCCCACACUCUGUUCCUCGCGCUGCCGGGCCCGGUGUACUGCUGUGGGGCCAAUCGAUCGGGCCAGCUGGGGCUCAACAGGGUGGAUGAGAAGGGCAGGUUCAACAUCUGUAUGGUACCUGCCCUGACGCCUCUGGGGGUCUCCUUCAUCAGCUGUGGAGAGGCCCACUCUGCUGUGUUAACGCAGGAUGGCGAGGUCUUCACUUUUGGAGAGGGAAGCAGCGGUCAGCUCGGUCACAACUCCUCUGCCAGCGAGGUCAGACCGCGACUGGUCGAGCGUCUCGACGGAGCCGCCUCUCAGAUCUCAUGCGGCAGACGUCACACUCUGGUUUUGGGCACCUCUGGCCAGCUGUGGGCUUUUGGCAAUGGAUCCAAAGGUCAAAUUGGGACGGGAAGGCCUGAGGACAGCCUAACCCCCGCGCUGGUACAAUUCCCAUGGACCACUGACAGUGCAGCAGUCGUACCCACAGCAGACUUGCAAAUAUCAGCUGGGUGGGACACAAACUUCACUUUCACUUUGCCCACACAGAUGUUGGACCGGGGACAGAUAACUGGACGUCUUGAUGAAACAAAACUGCAGAAAUGGCUGUCAAUGAGACACGGCAACGUAGUGGCAAAGAGAGAAAUAUCUUCAAUGUUCCUGACGAGUUCCAGUCUGGUUGCGAGUUUCACAAAAUCUCCCGGGCCUCCAUCCCAAGCAGACGUCCUGUCUGUGGACCUUGAAGCAGCCACCAGAGCUUUCGACCGGCUGCUGGCAGUACCGUGGAUCAAACAACACGUCCAGUUAGAAUGCCUGCUUGAGUUGCUUAUUGCAUCCAGAACCUCCCUGAAGUCCCCGGAGAUCCUCCUGGUUCUGAUGACGUGUCCCCUUUUCCAAGAGGACAGCAGUGCGAUGACUGGGGUGUUGCCGUUGGCUGUCGUCAUCGCAGAUCUGCAAGAGAAGACUCUGGAAAUACUAAAACGCAAGUGGUCUUCCCUGAAACCCGCCUUACUAAUGAGACACAUCGAGGUGUUCAGGAAGGCCCUCGCCUUCAUGCUGAGAAAUGGCCUCUUGGUGACUCACAACCCCGGAGUCAAAUACCUGCUGGAAGUCCUCAAGCUACUCUACAAAGCAAACAAAACUGGGAAGUCUCACAAAGUCGCACUGAGCACCUUUUAUGUCGAGGAAAUCAAUUCAAAUGUAAACGCAUUCCAGGAUGUUGCUCUGUGGACUCAGUUUAAGACCGAGGAUGACGUCAACAUACCUGCCAUUUUCUGUCGCUACCCGUUCCUGCUCCCCUUGGUUUACAAGGUGGCGGCCUUUAACAUCUAUGCAGGCAUACGGAAGGGGGCGGAAUGCGUCGCUUAUGACGUGGCCUUGCGGUAUACUGGGGAGUUCCCGUUGGUCGGGUCAGAAUCCCUGGCCCCGGUCUUCCAGCUCACCCUGAGAAGAACCCACCUGGUGGAGGACACCUUCAGGCAGCUCGGGGCCGCAGACCACUGCGCUUUCAAAAGGGAGCUCUUGGUGCAAUUUGCUGACGACCGGAAGUUGACAAAUGUCAACAAAAGAGACUUCUUCCUGCAUGUGUUUGAAGACCUGAUGGCUCCUAAGUCUGAUAUGAUCAUGUACAAUGAGAGCACUACUCUGGCUUGGUUUCCUCCCAAGCCAAAAGUGGAGGAGAAGACUUACUUCCUGUUUGGCGUCCUGUGUGGACUGGCUCUGUACAACCACAACAUCAUCCACUUGCCAUUCCCGCUGGUCCUCUUCAAGAAGCUGCUCAAAGUCAAACCCUCACUGGACGACAUGAAGGAGUUUGAGCCCGUCGUGGCAGAGUCUUGGAGGUGCAUGUUGGACGACUACACCCCCGAUGAAGUCGAAGAGAUGGAGCUUCCUUUCGCUAUGCCUUGGGGGGGUGAAGCAGUUGAGCUGGAUCCAACUGGAAAACUUGUCACAGGGACAAACAGGAAAGAGUUCGUAGACGCCUGCAUCAACUACGCCUUCAACGAAUCAGUGGAGGGAGUGUUUGAAGCUUUUAAGAAGGGCUUCUUCAAGGUGUGUGACAUCGAUGUGGUGGAGUUCUUUCAGCCCGAGGAGUUGCAAUCAGUGACGGUGGGCCAAGAAAAGUACGACUGGGAGGUGCUAAAGCAGAACACUGUUUAUGAAGGCGAAUUCCAUGACCUUCAUCCAACCAUCGUGACCUUCUGGGAGGUGUUUGACAGUCUGACAGCAGAGGAAAAGAAAAAGUUCCUUUUGUUUGUCACAGGAUACAACCGGGUGCCCUUCCUGGGAAUGGAGAGCAUCAAAAUGCAAAUCGCCGUCUUGCUCGACGCCUCCGAGAUCCACCUGCCGACGUCCCUCACCUGCCACUGCCGGCUCCUACUGCCCAUGUACCAGAGGUACCCGGUGGAGAGGACGAUGAAGACCCGCCUCCUGAGGGCCAUUAAUCACAACGGAGGCUUCUGGAGGAAUGUAGAUACUACAGAAUGAAGGCUUCAGUCUAUAUAUUGAGCGUUUUUUUUACUAUUACAGAGAUAAGAGCCAGCAUUUCAACAUGUUCUUGUUUGUGUGAUGAAGGAAAACACUAGUUAUACUUAUUAAACCUACUAAAUAAAUACUUUUUUCUUAA
Pungitius pungitius (ninespine stickleback) is the source of this 3253-nucleotide messenger RNA. RefSeq names its product probable E3 ubiquitin-protein ligase HERC6. The transcript is spliced from 23 exons. Gene Ontology annotation, biological process: protein ubiquitination; ubiquitin-dependent protein catabolic process. The coding region runs from base 52 to 3114 and encodes 1020 amino acids. NCBI's taxonomy places the organism in Eukaryota, Metazoa, Chordata, Actinopteri, Perciformes, Gasterosteidae. Gene Ontology annotation, molecular function: ubiquitin protein ligase activity. The record is from RefSeq and is a predicted model, not a curated record. Gene Ontology annotation, cellular component: cytoplasm.